GAGUUAAGAAACUCGAUACGAGUCUAACUUCAGGCCGUCGACCACCGAGCAUCGAGUCCUCUCUGGACAGCGUCGAAUCGUUUCCCUUUCUCGAAGCUGCGUGUUUCCGCGUCCAGGAAAAAAUCGAGGGCUCGAAAGUCGUCUCGUCGAUCUUCCAACUUUCCAACGGGAAGAAAUGUCUGCCGGGCAUGUAUUCGAACGACUACGAUGACGGUACUCUUAUGAAUUCCUAUAUUAGAUGGAGUAAAAGGUACAACGUCACCUCUCUCCCAUUCUUCAUCGUUUCUUUUUUGUUUCUCUCGGCCACGGGUCGCACAUGUGCAUCGGUUCAUCACGUUCGACCGCGAAAUUGAGACACGGCCACGAUUCGAUUUCACGAAUUCGUUCUGUGCAGACUGGCCAGACUUCAUCAACGUACCCUCCGGAUUUAUCAGGAGAACGAGUACAUGCAUCACGACGACCAAGACAAACGAUCUCGACAGAGAGCGAGGAGGUGAAAGCUGACGAGGAAGCCUGCUGGAAAUGCAGAGGGGAAGACGUGGACGGGAACUCGGUUUCGUUCCCUCAUAUCCAAGAUCUCUGUCCCGCUGAUAGGAAGAGGAUAGCUCUACUGGUCAAACAAUUAAUUAAGUAAAUUCCCUCCGCAAUUUAUAUCGCCAUACACGCAUUCAAUUGCAACUUUACGUUCAAUUAAUCAUUAUUAUAUUUCAAUAUCGAAGCUCAUUUCUAUCAGAUAGGUAAUUAAUUUUCU
Messenger RNA from Apis dorsata (giant honeybee), 751 nucleotides. RefSeq lists its product as uncharacterized. The transcript has 2 exons. NCBI's taxonomy places the organism in Eukaryota, Metazoa, Arthropoda, Insecta, Hymenoptera, Apidae. Bases 317 to 634 code for a protein of 105 amino acids. The record is from RefSeq and is a predicted model, not a curated record.